This is a messenger RNA of Striga hermonthica, 1911 nucleotides long. Lineage: Eukaryota; Viridiplantae; Streptophyta; Magnoliopsida; Lamiales; Orobanchaceae. The record is from the annotation of a GenBank genome assembly.
AUGGCAAGAGCUCCACCUCUAUUCUUGUCGAUUGUGUUGUUCUGUUAUUGGAUAGCAGUAUCAAAUGCCGGUUACGCACUAUAUCAAGACCCCAAACAGCCCGUCUCCAAGAGAGUCGAGGAUCUUUUGAGCAGAAUGAGCUUGGCAGAAAAAGUUGGCCAGAUGACACAAAUCGAACGAGCAGUAGCAUCAGCUGAUGUUAUGAAGAAGUAUUACAUAGGAAGUGUACUAAGCGGGGGAGGUAGCGUCCCGGGCCCACAAGCGUCCGCUGAGAUGUGGAUCGACAUGGUGAAUGGUUUUCAAAAGGGUUCAUUGUCUACACCUCUCAAGAUACCAAUGUUGUACGGUAUCGAUGCUGUUCAUGGCCACAACAAUGUCUAUAAUGCUACCAUUUUUCCCCAUAAUAUCGGUCUCGGAGCUACUAGGCAAAUUAUUACACUCUUUUUCUGCAGAGAUCCUCAAUUGGUGAAGAAAAUAGGAGCUGCAACGGCUCUGGAAGUCAGAGCUACAGGCAUUCCUUAUGUCUUUGCACCUUGCAUUGCGGUGUGUAGAGAUCCAAGAUGGGGUCGAUGUUACGAAAGUUACAGUGAAUAUCCAGAGUUGGUUCGAAACAUGACUGAAAUUAUACUUGGAUUGCAAGGCGAUAUACCUGCAAAUUCUGCCAAGGGCGUCCCAUUCCUAGCUGGCCAGAACAACGUAUUAGCAUCGGCCAAACACUAUGUGGGGGAUGGUGGGACCACAAAUGGCAUAAACGAGAACAACACGGUUGUUAGCUGGCACGACUUAGAGACCAUCCACAUGCCAGCUUACUUGGACUCGAUCAGCAAGGGCGUGGGGACAAUCAUGGUAUCAUACUCAAGCUUGAAUGGCGUCAAAAUGCAUGUCAAUGGUAAACUCAUAACCAACUACCUCAAGAACAAGUUGAAAUUCGAGGGAUUUGUCAUUUCAGACUGGGAGGGAAUAGACAGAAUCACGUCUCCCCCUCACUCCAACUAUACGUACUCGAUUCUUGCUGGUAUCAAUGCUGGCAUUGACAUGGUCAUGGUUCCAAACAACUACACAGAGUUCAUCGAUGGCCUAACCUCAUUGGUGAAGAGAAACUUUAUCAGCAUGACCCGAAUAGAUGAUGCCGUGAGAAGGAUUCUGCGAGUCAAGUUCACGAUGGGUCUGUUCGAACACCCAUUGGCCGACUAUAGCAUGAUCAAGCACCUGGGAAGUCAGGAACACAGGGAACUAGCAAGGGAAGCUGUAAGAAAAUCACUUGUGCUGCUAAAGAAUGGUGAAUCUGCAGAUAAGAGACCAUUGUUGCCACUACCUAAGAAGGCAUCAAAGAUUCUAGUUGCCGGGACCCACGCUGACAAUAUCGGCUACCAGUGUGGUGGCUGGACGAUCAAAUGGCAGGGACAGUCUGGCAAUAUUACAGCCGGGACCACGAUUUUGACAGCAAUCAAGGAUGCAGUCGAUAAAAACACACAAGUCAUUUUCAGCGAAAACCCACGUCCCAAAUUACUAUCACAAAAUUUCUCGCACGCCAUUGUUGUUGUGGGGGAGCCACCAUAUGCCGAAACAUUUGGAGACAACCUAAACCUGACCCUUCCCGAUCCAGCACCCACCAUUAUCAAAAAUGUUUGUGCCUCGAUCAAUUGCGUAGUUGUUUUGAUCACAGGCCGGCCAGUCGUGAUAGAGCCAUAUCUAUCACAAAUCGAUGGCCUUGUGGCGGCUUGGCUUCCGGGAACCGAAGGCCAUGGUGUUGCCGAUGUACUGUUUGGUGACUAUGGUUUCACGGGUAAAUUGCCACGCACGUGGUUCAAGACUGUUGAACAACUCCCGAUGAACAUUGGUGACAAGCAUUAUGACCCGUUGUUCAGUUUUGGAUAUGGGCUCACAACUGAUUCCGUAAAGGGCAACUAA